Molecule: messenger RNA, 1206 nt
Organism: Caenorhabditis briggsae
Lineage: Eukaryota; Metazoa; Nematoda; Chromadorea; Rhabditida; Rhabditidae
Gene: Cbr-nhr-243
Product: Protein CBR-NHR-243
Exons: 8
Coding region: 1-1206 (401 amino acids)
Biological process (GO): regulation of DNA-templated transcription
Molecular function (GO): zinc ion binding; DNA-binding transcription factor activity; sequence-specific DNA binding
Source: RefSeq, a predicted model, not a curated record
AUGCUCAGCCUCCCGUCAUCUUCUUCUUCAUCUUCGGAUUCUGCCACGUCAUCUCCAGAAUCCCCACAUUGCUCAUCCUUAAAAUUAUGCGCCGUCUGUGAUCUACCAGCCAAGGGAAAGCACUUUGGAGCAUUUAGUUGUAGAGCGUGUGCAGCAUUUUUUCGCCGAACGUCUACCCAACCCGUGCAAGUCUUAAAAUGCAAAAAGAGCAAUAAUUGUAAACUAUUCAAUGGAAACGGAUGGUUUCAGUGUAAAAAGUGCCGAUUGGAGAAGUGUUUUCAAGUUGGAAUGAGCAUGAGAAAUUUCCAAUUCGACAGAGAUUCUAUAAAAGUGCAAUUUUUGAACAAAAAUUUGCCAUUAACAAUCGAAGAGCUGGUCGGUCGACCGCAUUUUGUAAUUUCUUGUGCUCCAAAAUUGCUGAAAAUCAAAUUUGACGAACGAAUCAUUGAGUGUGAUGGAUUUGUGGAAAAAGGAAAGGCGAUUUUAUGGGAGGGCUCUGAAACCCCAAUUUUCUCCACCAAUUCCCUUCAAAAAAUGGCGAUUGGACGUCGAAAAUUACAAGAAAAUCACAAUUUAAAUCUUAAAAUGAUUCGAAAUUUCGGAGAAUCCGAAACAAUGGCAUUUUGGGAGAGUGACUUUUUGAGAGCCGCCAAAUGGUUUACGAUUUUGAUGAAUUUCAAAAACAAGCUGGCAAUCACAGCAAUGGGCCGCCAGAAAAAGCUAAUUGGUGAUUUUGUGAUGCUUAGCAGUGGAAGUCAAUACUCUGUCAUGGAUAUGAAGAAUAUGGAGUUGGAUUUAACAUGGUGUGCAAGGCUGAGCAAUCAAGAAAUGCAAUUCUUCUACGACACGUCUGAAAACAAUAUCACCUACAAGUACGCCCAAGAGAUGAUGGAACUGAAUCCAGAUGACGUGGAGUUAUCCUAUAUGUUGGCGGAUUUGGCGUUAAGCCACGCCUCCAGACGGUUUCGAGGGGAAAUUGAAGAAAUUUGUGAGAAAUUAAUGGAAAUAUUGGGAAAUGCCCUACAUAAUUACUAUGUAGAGCAAAAAGAAACACCCAGAUAUGCACUCAGAUUGGCUCAAAUUUUGAAGAUCAAUCGGAAAAUUAAGGAAGAAGUCAUCCAAAUUCGAUCGAAAUUGCAGUUGGCCAAAAUUUUCGAUGUGCAUACUGUAGAAUUUUCGCAUAUGGAGUAUUUUGAGGACUUGUGA